Homo sapiens (human) is the source of this 3732-nucleotide messenger RNA. RefSeq names its product transcription termination factor 1 (gene TTF1). Gene Ontology annotation, cellular component: nucleolus; nucleoplasm; nucleus. The record is from RefSeq and is a predicted model, not a curated record. The transcript is spliced from 11 exons. Lineage: Eukaryota; Metazoa; Chordata; Mammalia; Primates; Hominidae. The coding region runs from base 549 to 3365 and encodes 938 amino acids.
CUCAACAGCAGCACUUCCGGGUUGGGAGAAAGGUGGCGGCGCUUUCGGAGGGUAAGUUGAAAGCGCCUUUGUUGUUUCUGUUUUUCAAAAUGCGCGCGUAAAAACUCAGCGUGGGGUGGUGGGUUUCCCCGUCUUCUGGGAGACCCGCCUUUUGGCCUGAGGUCUCCAGGCCGCGGUCUUUGCCCCAGGCCUUAUCUCGGGGAAACUGAGGCUUGGGUGUUUUUUUUUUUUUUUUUUAAAGAUGGAGUUUUGCUCUUGUCGCCCAGGCUGGAGUGCGGUGGCGCGAUCUCGGCUCACUGCAACCUCCGCUUCCUGGGUUCAAGCGAUUCUCCUGCCUCAGCCUCCCGAGUAGCUGGGAUUAUAGGCGCCCGCCACCAAGCCUAGCUAAUUUUUGUAUUUUUAGUAGAGACAGGGUUUCACCAUGUUGGCCAGGCUGGUCUCGAACUCCUGACUUCAGGUGAUCCACCCGCCUCGGCCUCUCAAAGUGCUGGGAUGACAAGCGUGAGCCACCGCGCCCGGCCGCGGCUUGGGUCUUUGGGAGUGAGAAGAUGCAGAAUUCACAUCUGGUUAGUUCCUCCAGUCUCAGCCCUGGAGCGCCCACCCGGGAGCAGAGCGGGGUCUCUCUCGCACCCCAAAGGCGGAAUAAAAUGGAAGGAGAAUCAAGCAGAUUUGAAAUCCACACUCCAGUUUCUGACAAGAAAAAGAAAAAGUGUUCUAUACAUAAGGAAAGACCUCAGAAACAUUCCCACGAAAUUUUCAGAGACUCCUCCCUGGUGAAUGAACAGUCUCAAAUAACUAGGAGGAAAAAGAGGAAAAAAGAUUUCCAGCAUCUCAUUUCUUCUCCUUUGAAAAAAUCCAGAAUCUGUGAUGAGACUGCAAAUGCCACUUCCACACUCAAAAAGAGAAAAAAGAGAAGAUAUAGUGCUUUGGAGGUGGACGAGGAAGCAGGUGUUACAGUUGUCCUUGUGGAUAAAGAAAAUAUUAACAACACACCAAAGCAUUUUAGAAAGGAUGUUGAUGUUGUUUGUGUUGAUAUGAGCAUAGAACAGAAGUUACCAAGAAAGCCUAAAACAGACAAAUUUCAGGUACUUGCUAAGUCACAUGCACAUAAAUCAGAAGCCCUGCACAGUAAAGUUAGGGAGAAAAAGAAUAAAAAGCAUCAGAGGAAAGCUGCAUCCUGGGAGAGCCAGCGGGCAAGGGACACCCUGCCUCAGUCAGAAUCCCACCAGGAGGAGUCCUGGCUUUCUGUGGGUCCAGGGGGUGAAAUUACAGAACUACCAGCAUCUGCUCAUAAAAACAAGUCUAAGAAAAAAAAGAAAAAGUCCAGUAACCGGGAAUAUGAGACACUGGCCAUGCCUGAAGGAUCGCAAGCAGGCAGAGAGGCCGGGACUGAUAUGCAGGAAUCCCAGCCUACUGUGGGCUUGGAUGAUGAAACUCCACAACUACUAGGACCUACUCACAAAAAAAAGUCUAAGAAAAAAAAGAAGAAAAAGUCCAAUCACCAGGAAUUUGAGGCAUUGGCCAUGCCUGAAGGAUCACAAGUGGGCAGUGAGGUUGGGGCUGAUAUGCAGGAAUCCCGGCCUGCUGUGGGCCUGCAUGGUGAAACUGCAGGAAUACCAGCACCUGCUUAUAAAAACAAGUCUAAGAAAAAAAAGAAAAAGUCCAAUCACCAGGAAUUUGAGGCAGUGGCCAUGCCUGAGAGCCUCGAGAGUGCAUACCCUGAAGGAUCACAGGUGGGCAGUGAGGUUGGGACUGUGGAAGGCAGUACAGCUCUUAAAGGGUUCAAGGAAUCCAACAGUACAAAGAAGAAGUCUAAGAAAAGGAAGCUUACGUCUGUCAAAAGGGCACGAGUGUCUGGUGAUGAUUUUUCAGUGCCCAGUAAGAACUCUGAGAGCACACUCUUUGAUUCAGUAGAAGGUGAUGGCGCCAUGAUGGAAGAAGGUGUGAAAUCUAGGCCCCGACAAAAGAAAACCCAGGCCUGUUUGGCAAGCAAGCACGUGCAAGAGGCGCCAAGGUUAGAACCUGCAAAUGAAGAACACAAUGUGGAAACAGCUGAAGAUUCCGAAAUAAGAUACUUAUCUGCAGAUUCAGGAGAUGCCGAUGAUUCAGAUGCGGAUUUGGGUUCUGCCGUGAAACAGCUUCAGGAGUUCAUUCCUAACAUCAAGGACAGGGCCACCAGCACAAUCAAGCGGAUGUACCGGGACGACUUGGAACGGUUUAAGGAAUUUAAAGCACAAGGUGUCGCUAUUAAAUUUGGCAAGUUUUCUGUAAAGGAAAAUAAGCAGUUAGAGAAAAAUGUGGAAGACUUUCUAGCCCUGACAGGCAUUGAGAGUGCAGACAAGCUGCUGUACACGGACAGAUAUCCUGAGGAAAAAUCUGUGAUCACCAACUUAAAAAGGAGAUACUCGUUUAGAUUACACAUUGGUAGGAACAUUGCCCGGCCCUGGAAACUUAUAUACUAUCGAGCAAAGAAGAUGUUCGAUGUCAACAAUUACAAAGGCAGGUAUAGCGAAGGAGAUACUGAGAAGUUAAAGAUGUACCAUUCUCUCCUUGGGAAUGACUGGAAGACGAUUGGUGAGAUGGUGGCCCGAAGUAGCCUCUCCGUGGCCCUCAAGUUCUCACAGAUCAGCAGUCAAAGAAAUCGUGGUGCUUGGAGUAAGUCUGAAACCCGGAAACUAAUCAAGGCUGUCGAAGAAGUGAUUCUGAAGAAGAUGUCUCCCCAGGAGUUAAAAGAGGUGGAUUCCAAACUCCAAGAAAAUCCUGAAAGUUGCCUAUCAAUUGUUCGGGAAAAACUCUACAAGGGCAUAUCUUGGGUAGAAGUAGAAGCUAAAGUGCAAACCAGAAAUUGGAUGCAGUGUAAAAGUAAGUGGACAGAAAUUCUAACCAAGAGGAUGACUAAUGGUCGGCGUAUCUACUAUGGCAUGAAUGCCCUGCGGGCCAAGGUCAGCCUUAUUGAAAGGUUGUAUGAAAUAAAUGUGGAAGAUACUAAUGAAAUAGACUGGGAAGAUCUUGCUAGUGCCAUAGGUGAUGUUCCUCCAUCUUACGUUCAAACUAAAUUUUCUAGGCUGAAAGCUGUCUAUGUUCCAUUUUGGCAGAAAAAGACUUUUCCAGAGAUCAUCGACUACCUUUAUGAGACGACUCUACCUUUGCUGAAGGAAAAGUUAGAAAAAAUGAUGGAGAAAAAAGGCACUAAAAUCCAGACUCCUGCAGCACCCAAGCAAGUUUUCCCAUUUCGAGACAUCUUUUAUUAUGAAGACGAUAGUGAAGGAGAGGACAUAGAAAAAGAAAGCGAAGGCCAGGCGCCAUGCAUGGCUCACGCCUGUAAUUCCAGUACUUUGGGAGGCCAAGGCCGGUGGAUCAUCUGAGGUCAGGAGUUCGAGACCGGCCUGACCAACAUGGUGAAGACCUGUCACUAUUAAAAAUGCAAAAAUUAGCCGGGUGUGGUAGUGCACACCUGUAAUUUCAACUACUUGGGAGGCUGAGGCAGGAGAAUUGCUUGAACCCAGGAGGUGGAGGUUGCAGUGAGCCAAGAUCGCACCACCGCAUGAGAGAGAGAGAUUACUAUUUCUUGUCCCUUUUUCUCAGUUUGAUUAUAUUUAUAUACAUAUGUCAGUAAAUCUGUUUUCAGUAUUGAUGUUUAAUAAAGAAUGUACAAUGGCCAGAGUUCUACUCUUUCCUCUGGAGCAUUAAAAUAUAUUGCCAUUCCUAUUAAAACGUAUUUGAAUGUGAAAA